This is a messenger RNA of Xiphias gladius (swordfish), 3220 nucleotides long. RefSeq names its product protein jagged-2. Lineage: Eukaryota; Metazoa; Chordata; Actinopteri; Istiophoriformes; Xiphiidae. Gene Ontology annotation, molecular function: calcium ion binding. The coding region runs from base 29 to 2305 and encodes 758 amino acids. The transcript has 14 exons. The record is from RefSeq and is a predicted model, not a curated record. Gene Ontology annotation, biological process: multicellular organism development; establishment or maintenance of epithelial cell apical/basal polarity; cell communication. Gene Ontology annotation, cellular component: plasma membrane; protein-containing complex.
GCACAGUCCCCAAUCCCUUGACGCAGGGAUGGAGAGCUCAAGAGCGCGCUGGGUAACUCGGCUCGAUCCCACACACGGGAGCGGAAGGAUCACCGGGAAGCCAGACAUGAGGAGUGACCGACACCGGGGACACCUCCACCUGCAGCGGGCUGUGAUCUUUCUCGUGGCGCUCACGAUACAACCGCAGGCUGCAUGGGCUGUGGGGAUGUUCGAGCUUCAGAUCCACCACUUCCAGAACCUGCACGGGCUCCUGCAGACCGGAGACUGCUGCGACCUCCAGGCCAGCGGGGGGCAGCGCUGCUCUGCCAGGGACCAAUGUGACACUUUCUUCCAGGCCUGCCUCAAGGAGUACCAGGCCCGGGUCGUCCCAACCGGAGCCUGCACCUUCGGGUCAGGCAGCACAGGGAUCCUGGGUGGAAACUCCCAGUCGCUCCGCCACCGAGGGCACGAUGGAGGAGGAGGAGGAGGAGGAGGAGGCGGAGAUGAUGGGACUAAUGGACACAUUGUCAUUCCCUUCAAAUACGCCUGGCCAAAGUCCUUCUCUCUGGUGUUGGAGGCUCUGGACUACGACAACGACACGUCAGAAUCAGGCCAGUUAAUCGAGCGAGUGCUCCUCUCCUCCAUGUUGAACCCUGGUGACCAGUGGCAGACGUAUCGUCACCAUGGACGGACUCUCAGCCUGGAGUACCAGCUUCGCUUCCGCUGCGACUCCAAUUACUACGGACCUUUCUGCAACAAGCUCUGCCGGGCGCGUGAUGACUUCUUCGGUCACUUCAGCUGCGACCACAGCGGCUCCAAGGUCUGCAUGGACGGCUGGAUGGGGCCAGAGUGCAAAGAAGCGGUGUGCAGGCAGGGGUGUCAUCAGGUUCACGGCUUCUGUACUGUACCUGGAGAAUGCAAGUGUCAUUAUGGCUGGAAGGGCCCUUUGUGUGACCAGUGUGUGACAUUCCCCGGCUGUGUGUACGGGAGCUGCACCGAGCCCUGGCAGUGCGUGUGCGACGUCAACUGGGGAGGACUGCUGUGUGACAAAGAUCUGAACUACUGUGGCACCCACCAGCCCUGUAAGAACGGUGGGACCUGCACCAACACUGAGCCAAAUGAGUACAAGUGUGAGUGCCAGGAAGGUUUCAGAGGACGUAACUGUGACAUUGUCGAACAUGCAUGUUUAUCGUCCCCGUGUAUGAAUGGAGCCACCUGUCUGGAAGACCCAACAGGCUUCAGCUGUGUCUGUACCAACGGCUGGACCGGAAACACCUGCGCUGAUGCGGUGAGGGAGUGUGAUCGGAGCCCUUGUGGACGUGGAGCAACGUGUGAGGAGGCUGCUGGAGGUUACCGGUGCCUCUGCCCGCCUGGAUGGACCGGCAGGACAUGCCAGCUGGACACCAAUGAGUGUGAAAGGAAUAUUUGUGUCCACGCCCGCUCUUGUCGCAACCUGAUUGGUGGAUACCUGUGCGACUGCCUUCAUGGAUGGACGGGUCCUAACUGUGACAUCAGGAACAGCAGCUGUCAGGGUUUGUGUUUGAACGGCGGACGUUGUGAGGACGAGGUGUCAGGGUCCAGAUGCUGGUGUCCACCUGGUUUCUCGGGGAAAUACUGCCAAAAAGGGCCAAGUCCUUGUGACAGCAGCCCCUGUCUGCAUGGAGGGCAGUGUGUGGAGCAGGAUGGAAGGACGGCCACCUGCAACUGUCCCUUGGGAUACUCAGGAUUCUUCUGUGAGAUAGUGUUGGAUCUGUGCAAUCCCAACCCCUGCCAGCAGGGGGUACCCUGUCACAGCACAGAAGGCAGGUACAUGUGUGCCUGUCCCGAGGGUUACUAUGGUAACGAGUGCACGAGCCUGAGAAAUACCUGCAUUGGCCAACACUGUCCAGGAGCCAUGUCUGACACGACUCAUGGGGGCAUCAGCUUCUACAUGAUCCUGGUGGGCGUCUUAGCAUUGGUAACGGUCUGUGCAUGUGGUGCCUGUGCCUUCAUCCUUUCCCACCUCCAUCGAAAGCGGAAAAAGCAGCAGGCUGUCCCACAGGAAGAAGGUAUCAACAACCAGAGGGAGUUUGUCAAUCUCAUCAGAAACGUGGACCGUCCCGUGCCCCUCCUGCCCCCCGCUGCCCCGCUUGCGCAACCUCCAGCCCCUGCCCCUGUCUCACGUUGCUAUGAGGAGAUUGAACUGACCCUGCCGCCUUCACCAGCCCCGUCACACCCUUCACCAGCCCUAAAGCCUGCCCACGCUCCCAAACUCGACAUUUCAAACCGGGACAGGGAGAAAUUGAACCGCUUCCACUACACAGACAACCAGGAACUGGAGGUCUGACCCUUGAACUUUUGGGCAUCUGAGGAGCUUUUUUAAUUUUAUUUUGCGUCCUUCGCACCCUUUUGCUCACAGGGCCCUGUCUCCAGAUACUGCCACUAUAACACAGUUGCAGUUAUGAAAAUAGGGAGACCAAUUGACCUUUAUGUGCUCAGAUGGCUAUUGGCAAACGCCUCAGAGAACAAAGGCUGCUAAGCAGAGGGGUCAAAAGUCUUACUGUGUCGACCUCUUUGAGCCUAUUUUGAUGACUGUGAGAAGCAGCCGGUGCUUGAUGUUUGACCAAAAGACUCUUCAGUCUCUUGAACGAAUCUUGAAUGAAUCCGGAGACUUAAAGACAUACCUUGGAGUGCCUGAGAUACUGUCAAGAAGAAAUAGAGGAUCAUCCUCUGCAGGAGCCUUUCAACAUGUCUCCCGGUCCAUGAUGCCAUCUGAUUGGUGUUCAGACCUCCAUUUCUGUUUCAGACUGAACUCUGACAGACAGAGAGACCAAUGAACAGAUGCUUAUUUAACACUCAGUGUGUUUCUGUGUCUGGUUGUUCGUAAGUAUGUGUGAGAGUGAGAGAGUGUAUAUUAUGAGUGUAUGUGGGGAAAAAGGAAGGACAGAAACAUUUUACUUUAGGAAAAGAAAACAAAGUUGAUAUACUUGUCAAAAUAGAGUGCAUUCUCCUGAACUAAAGGCUUUUAAGUCUUCUGAAAACUGUUUUAAAACUAAACACUGUUGCCUGCAUUGUCUCUGUAAUACUAGUUUGGCAAAGAUGUAUGAUUUUUUAAUACUUGCGUGUAAAAUUGAUUUUUUUUUUGUACAUAAAUAUAUUGUACAUAUUGAUGCCCUUUUUGUACUGUGGUUUGGUCUGAAAGUAUCCCUGUAUUACUUUGCUCUAUUUGUCCCAUUUCGUUUUCCAUUUGGAACAACCAGCA